Austrofundulus limnaeus is the source of this 4527-nucleotide messenger RNA. RefSeq names its product solute carrier family 26 member 2 (gene slc26a2). Gene Ontology annotation, biological process: sulfate transmembrane transport. Gene Ontology annotation, cellular component: membrane. Lineage: Eukaryota; Metazoa; Chordata; Actinopteri; Cyprinodontiformes; Rivulidae. The record is from RefSeq and is a predicted model, not a curated record. Gene Ontology annotation, molecular function: secondary active sulfate transmembrane transporter activity.
GAGCCGCAGGAUCCGAUUGGCUGUCCGUCAAGACACGGGACGAUCCUCUACCCAAAUUAAGGCCAUUACUGGUGCUGAUUGCAGCCCAGUAACCAUCAGAUCAUCUGUGAGAGAAGGGCUUCAGAAACAAAAAACSUCUUCAAAGGCCACGUCUUCUUCAACGCCACAAAACUGCCCGUUUGGACUUUGCAAGGGUGCACCAAACAUGGGACAUUGAAAGGUGGAAGAAAGUUGUCUUCUCUGAUGAGAAAAAAUUUCACCUUGAUGGUCCUGAUGGCUUCCAACACCAAACAGAAAUGUUAUGAUGCUGUUGUAAAAUGACAAUUUGAAAACUAUUUGCCAGCAGAUGUUCAGUUURUUUUACAGAUAAUAUUUCUGAUUCUGUGACGUCCGGAGAGCAGAAACUAUCUGCACUUCCACAACAGUCCAGUCUUACUGUGUUCUAUGUCUUUACACAUGAAGUCCUUACAUUAUUAUUACAUAUUUCAGCGGCAGAAAUAUUGAUAAUGUUUAGGGAGCACACUGGUGGGAGGUCUGGUGGUCCUCCCCCAGAAUAUUUUGAAUGAAGUAGAUGCCAUUUCCUGCAUUCUGGUGUAUUUUAACAGGUUAAACAGACCUUUACCUACAUUAGUAAACACUUGGUGUGAGUAUUAUAUACCAUAUGGGGUGGCCAUCACUUUUAAUGUCCAGUGGAUUGAGAGCCUUCUUUUGGAUCCAAAGAGGAUUGUUUCUGUCUUUCCGAGAUGAGGAGAUAGCUUGUUGUCUGUAAGCCAUUUGUGGAUUUGGAUAGAGUGAAGUUCUGAUGUUAGGCUUUGCUGAAUGUCUUAUUUACCAGCUGCUAGGAGAGCCGAGUCAUCUGCAUAUAAUAGCAGCUUGCAGUUUACAGCGGCAGACGUUUCAUUAACAUAUAUGAGGAAUAGUAACGGUCCGAGAAUGGAACCCUGUGGGACUCCGCAUAUCACUUUUGUUGUAGUGGAUGUUACGCCUCCGAUUUCUACAUACUGCUGUUAUAUAGGUAGUCCUUGAACCAGUUUACAGCUGGUUUCUGGAGCCCCAGAGCUUCCAAUUUACAUAAGAGAAUACUGUGAUCCACUGUGUCAAAGGCCUUUUGUAAGUCAAGAAGGACCAUACCUGUGAGGUUGCCUUUAUCUUGCUCUGACUUGAUAAAAUUAGUGAGGUAAAUWAAGCAUGUGUCUGUAGASUGAGAGGRUCUGAAACCUUGGAGCUUGUAUAAAAGUUUGUGGUCUGUGAGAUAUUGGUUGAGUUGCUCAUGGACAGUUUUCUCAAUCAGUUUGCUGACAACGAAUUGAGACGGGAUGAUAGUUGCUAACCUCGGUUUUACUGCUCUUUUUGUGAAUAGGGGUAAUUUUAGCAUAUUUAAGUUUGGAAGGGAUACUACCUGUUGACAGAGACAAAUUUAUAAUGUGUUAGUAGGGAGGUGAGGUACAUGGUGGCKCCAUCUUUAAUGAAUCUGGUGGGGUAUUUGGUCUGGUCCAGUUGCCUUGUUUGGAUUUAGAUUGUGAAGGUUUUUGAGGACAGUGUCCUCUGUUACGUGUUUGAAUACAAAGGAAGUACCUGAGUUUAUCCAUUUGCUGUAGAAUUGCUUUAUGUAGGUCGGGACAAACCUCCCACUUCCCAUGGGUAAUUUUUUUAGUAGYGAGGAAGCAACAUUGUAGAAGUACCAGUUAAAGUUUUCAGCCACCCUUUUUAUUAUUUGAUUUCUGAGCUUUGUUUCCACAGACAAGCAGACCCACGGGCUCAGGAUGCUUUGUGAGGAUGACGGCUGCACGCCGGAGGAGGGUGGACCCGAGGCAGACCUGCAGCAGCCGCUCAUUCUGGAAAGAGUCGAGAAGGAACCGGCGAAGAAAUGGCAAACAGUUGUGUCGAGUCGUUUGAAGAAGCAUUGCUCAUGCACCACAAGGAAGGUGAAAUCCAGAAUCCUGGGCUUUGUUCCCAUUCUCAAAUGGCUGCCACACUACAAAGUCAGGGACUGGAUCCUGGGGGAUGUUAUGUCCGGACUUAUUGUCGGGAUCCUCUUGGUCCCGCAGUCCAUAGCGUACUCCCUGUUGGCGAGCCAAGACCCCAUAUAUGGUCUCUACACGUCUUUCUUCUCGUCCAUCAUUUACACCCUCCUGGGCACUUCCAGACACAUCUCAGUGGGGAUUUUUGGAGUCCUCUGCCUGCUUGUGGGUCAGGUUGUGGAUAGGGAGUUGGCUCUAGCAGGAUACCUCUCAGAAAGCAGCAGCAUGGGUAGUAACAGCAGCGACGUCCUGCUGGCCGCUCUGGGGAACAGCAGUGACGUUGAGUGUGACCGAAGCUGCUACGCCAUCGCUGUGGGAACAACGCUUACCUUUACUGCCGGGGUUUACCAGGUGUUGAUGGGCCUUUUUCAGGUAGGCUUCGUCUCCGUCUACCUCUCAGACUCCCUCCUCAGUGGCUUUGCAACAGGCGCCUCCCUGACCAUCCUCACGUCCCAGUUCAAGUACCUUCUGGGCCUGAAGAUUCCCCGGCCCCAGGGCUGGUUCACCCUGUUCAAGACCUGGUAUGGAAUCUUCGCCAACAUCGGGAAAACCAACGUUUGUGACCUCGUCACCAGCUUGGUGUGUUUGGCAGGACUGAUUCCUGCAAAGGAGUUAAAUGAUCGCUUCAAAACCAAACUAAAGGCUCCAAUCCCAUUCGAGCUGUUUGUGGUGAUCAUUGCAACACUYGCGUCUCACUUCGGUCACUUCAACAGUGAGUACGGUUCAGGGGUGGCUGGAAAUAUCCCUACGGGCUUCCUCCCUCCUCAGACGCCUUCGUGGACCCUGAUCCCCAACGUGGCCGUCGACGCCUUCUCCAUAGCCAUCGUGGGCUUUGCCAUCACGGUGUCGCUGUCGGAGAUGUUCGCCAAGAAGCACGGCUACUCGGUGGACGCCAACCAGGAGAUGUACGCCAUCGGUUUCUGCAACAUCCUGCCGUCGUUCUUCCGCUGCUUCACCACCAGCGCCGCCCUGACCAAGACCCUCGUCAAGGAGUCGACGGGUUGCCAGACCCAGGUGUCCGGGCUGGUCAGUGCUCUGGUCCUGCUGCUGGUGCUUCUGGUUAUCGCACCGCUCUUUUACUCCCUUCAAAAGUGUGUUUUAGCCGUCAUCAUCGUGGUGAACCUGCGCGGAGCUCUACGAAAGUUCCUGGAUGUUCCCCGCAUGUGGCGCGCCAAUCGGAUCGACGCCUCCAUCUGGUUGGUGACCAUGGCCACGUCGGCGCUGGUCAACACCGAGCUUGGGUUGCUAGUCGGGGUCCUGGUUUCGGCCUUCUGCAUCCUGGGCCGAACCCAGAAGGYCCAGGUCCUGGAGCUGGGCCGGGCCGGGACCAGGGAGCACUACGAGCACCUGUCGUCUUACCGCGGCCUCCGGACUCACCCCGAAGUGGCGGUUUUCAGGUACGAGGCGCCGAUCUACUACGCCAACCAGAGCUUGUUCAAGAAGUCUCUGUACAGAUGUGUGGGUCUGAACCCCGCCAGGGAGAAGGCCCAACGGUUGAAGAGCAGGAAAACCAAGCAGCAGGAGGCCGGAGGAGCAGCAGGGAUGAAACCAGGAGAGAAACAGAACGGUGUCGAGGCUGUCGUGGCCGUACCUUUGGUGCUCGAUGAGAAACCGUCGAGACGCGCUCGCAGCUUGGUGAUCGACUGCAGCGCCGUCUUGUUUCUGGACACGGCAGGCGUGAACGCUCUGAAGGAGGUGAGGAAAGACUACGGAGACCUUGGGGUUGACRUUAUCCUGGCGCAGUGCAAUACCUCAGUGCUGGACACUUUGGAAAAAGGGGGUUACUUUGACGGUGAAAAAGACGGCGAGGUGGGAAAGAACAAGCUGAUUUUCUUCACCAUCACAGAUGCUGUCCUCUACGUCCAAAGCCUCGGUGUCCCUAACGGAGACUGUGACAACAAAUCAAGCUUUGUAGCUAAAGUUCUGCUGUCAUCCCCGGUUUGUUGAAACCAGUGGACUCACCUGUUGAACCAGUUGGAUCAGUGACAGGUGAAUGUUUUCUUGACGUGAGGUUGAGAUUAUAGAUUAUUUUGUGCCUUUAGCGCUCGUGUAGGCUGGGAUAUUUAAACCGAAGGGCCAAAGAAAAGCAGCAGAGCUUGUUUCUUUUUAGUUUCUCUCCUGAUUAAAUCACAAAAUGUUUUGUCGUUUUUAGCUGAAACAAUUUCAGCAAUAUGUAUUUUAAUGAACUGAAAAUGUAAAAACAUGUUUUACAAACUGUCAGUGUAGUUACAAACUUUAAUUGUUCUUCCUGUUCUGAAAACAAAUAAAAUCACAGUUAGAAAAGACGAUGUUUUUAAGGCUCAGGUCUGGUUUUAUAUUUCUGUGCUGAAUAUUUAUUCCUUACAGACUUAAAGUCUCUUCAGUAAAAGAGGAUUCAACAAGGUUGAAUAUUUUUAUAUGUAGUUAUUAGGGCUGCAACGAUUCAGAAAAUUUACAAUUUGGUUUGAUACUUUAGUUUUUAGUGUUGUUAUCUCAUCGCAUAUUUAAAUAAAAAUAUUAAAACAAA